This is a messenger RNA of Hordeum vulgare subsp. vulgare (domesticated barley), 1036 nucleotides long. RefSeq lists its product as uncharacterized. Gene Ontology annotation, cellular component: plasma membrane. Lineage: Eukaryota; Viridiplantae; Streptophyta; Magnoliopsida; Poales; Poaceae. The transcript has a single exon. Bases 221 to 880 code for a protein of 219 amino acids. The record is from RefSeq and is a predicted model, not a curated record.
UCACCUUCUAGUUUCACCCUUUGUUUAUACGACCCCGCUGGUCUUGGUCUUGGUCUUGGUCUUCGUCUUGCUCUGCUCUCGUCUGGUCUGGAUGCCCAUUGGCCACAAGACCCGCUCGCUAUAAGUCUCUCGUCGCCGUGCGCGCUCCAGCUCCAGCUCCACGCUUCUCUCGCAGUCCCCAUCACCCGGAGAGAUCCACCACCAAGCAGCCAGGCGAGCCAUGGGCAGCUGCUGGGACUACGAAGAGUGGAACUGGACCAAGAUCGCCAUCUGGGCGGCGAUCCUGCUCGUGGUCGGGGCCGUCCUCAUCGUCCUCAUCCUCGCCUUCGCCGUCAUCAAGCCGCCGACGGCCAUGGCGGAGGACGCCCUCCUCACGAGCUUCGAGCUCGCCCCGUCCCCCAACUCCUCCAACUCCACCACGGCGGCGACCGCCAAGUCCCCGCUCCAGGUCCUGUCGUACAAGGCCACGGCGGCCGUGUCGAUGCGCAACCCCAACCUGCACUACGCCAUCAGCUUCGGGCCGGUGGCGGCGGCCUUCUCCUUCAACGGCACCCUGUUCGACGAGUCCGGCACGGUGGCGGCCUUCAACCUCGCCGCCCGGAAGGAGACGACGGUGCGCCUGAAGGUGGGCGGCGUCGACAAGGCCCUCCCGAAGCUGCCGGCGGGCGGCGCGGCGGAGUUCGCCAGGCAGAAGGAGGCCGGCAGGUUCGAGGUGGAGGUGCGGCUGGACACGGUGAUGCAGUACAAGGGGCGCAAGGCCAAGUGCCCGCUGGUCGUCAUCUGCACGCUGAGCCUGCAGCUCGUCGACCCGGACGUCGCCGCCACCUCCUUCCAGAAGACCAAGUGCACCAUCCUCCGGGCCAAGAUGUCCGGCUGCUAGCCCCUGCGCCCGCCAUUGCCACCGGCUAAUUUCCUUGGAUUUCCCUUCCUGCUGUAAAAAAAAUGUAGAACAAGCAUGGAUUCUGCUCUUCUUUCACAAGAUUCUCAUUUGUUGUUGGUUGAUUAUUAGAUUCAGAGGUUGCUGUUGAUCAUCAAA